Coccinella septempunctata (seven-spotted ladybird) is the source of this 604-nucleotide messenger RNA. RefSeq names its product leptin receptor gene-related protein-like. The coding region runs from base 167 to 556 and encodes 129 amino acids. The transcript has a single exon. Gene Ontology annotation, biological process: late endosome to vacuole transport via multivesicular body sorting pathway. NCBI's taxonomy places the organism in Eukaryota, Metazoa, Arthropoda, Insecta, Coleoptera, Coccinellidae. Gene Ontology annotation, cellular component: endosome. The record is from RefSeq and is a predicted model, not a curated record.
UAACUCAAUCCUUGAUCAUUUCUAUGAGAAAUGUCAGAGUGACUUGAAAAUAGAUCAGUCGUUGAAAUUUUUUCAUAUCUACUGAGUGAAAGUCAUUCCUUGAAUUGUACGAAUAGAAGCUUCUAUAAUCUCCAAACACGAAAACUCUUUUCUAAAUGAAGCAACAAUGGCAGGAAUCAGAACACUGGUUUGUCUUGCUUUUGCUGGAUCCAUCGGUAUGACUUUCGUUAUUUUAGCAUGUGCUCUUAAUACUUAUUCAAGUUGGUGGCCGUUCCUAGUUGUAAUAUUCUACUUGAUAUCCCCUAUGCCCACAAUGAUUGCGAAAAGAUUUUCGGAUGGAUCUGGUUUCGAGACUUCAUGUAUGGAAAAUGCAUUGUUUCUGACAAUGGGAAUAGUAGUUAGUUCGUUCGCUCUGCCUGUUGUUCUAGCCAGAUCAUCUGUGAUACAAUGGGGCGCUUGCUUCUUGACCAUGUCUGGAAACGUUGUUGCUUAUUUAACUCUCUUAGCAUUUUUCCUCAUAUUUGGUGAUGACGAUUCUGAUUAUAACAUGUGGUGACGUUUCUCCAUAUUUGGAGUCCUUUUGAGUAAACCGUAUUAGAAUAUU